Drosophila hydei is the source of this 389-nucleotide messenger RNA. It is a transcript of the gene mex1, whose product is annotated as protein midgut expression 1. The coding region runs from base 64 to 315 and encodes 83 amino acids. The transcript is spliced from 2 exons. NCBI's taxonomy places the organism in Eukaryota, Metazoa, Arthropoda, Insecta, Diptera, Drosophilidae. The record is from RefSeq and is a predicted model, not a curated record.
AUAUAUAGAUAUAUAUAUAUAUCGUUUGUCAGGAGAGUUACGUGAACAGAAAACUAAUUGAAAAUGUGCAACGCUCCCUGCGAAUGCCUCAAGUGCCCUGGCAAGGUAGUUUGCUGCUGCUGCUCAUGCGCUUGCAAAAUGUUAAUGAGCAUCAUUUGCUCGUUCCUCGUGCUGCUGGUGAUAAUUGGACUGAUCGUCUACUUCACUGUCUACUACAACAAGGAUAACGACAAUAACAACCAACAGAAGCAGCUGGAGAGAAUGUUGCCAGUUGUUAAGCGAAGCAUACGGGACUUCUUCAAUAAGGAAUACUAAUGUUAAUAGUAAAGAAAAUAAGCUCAAAGAAUUUAUAAUAUAAGCUAAAAUAGUUAACGAAUAAACAACGACAA